This is a messenger RNA of Hemicordylus capensis (graceful crag lizard), 2767 nucleotides long. RefSeq names its product ring finger protein 225 (gene RNF225). Bases 253 to 921 code for a protein of 222 amino acids. The transcript has 2 exons. NCBI's taxonomy places the organism in Eukaryota, Metazoa, Chordata, Lepidosauria, Squamata, Cordylidae. The record is from RefSeq and is a predicted model, not a curated record. Gene Ontology annotation, biological process: protein ubiquitination. Gene Ontology annotation, molecular function: ubiquitin protein ligase activity.
CCCCCCCCCCUGCCACCGCAUGGUCAGUAACCCUAGAUAGUUGCUAGACAAUGUUUAAGGGAGAGCCCAUAAUUUCAAAAUAAAGUCUACAGAGUGGAAUAGACAUCUUGUGUUUCAGAUCUCCUUAAGUGAGGAAAUGUCAACACAGGCCCAAUCUGUUUAUCUGGGCUGGCUCAGUGGCGGUGCUGCCUGCUGACACGGAACCGGAGGCCCUCGGCACUUUGUUCCUCAGUCUUUGGGCCCGGUGCGGCCAUGGCUCAUCACGACGUCGGUUUCCAGCCCCAGCCCUUGCAUCAACCCUCUGAGCCUAGUGCUCUAGAAUGUGUGAUCUGCUUCACCCCCUAUGACCGGCUCUUCAAGCUGCCCAAGGAACUGAGCUGCAGCCACAUCUUCUGCCUGGAGUGCCUCGCCCGCAUCAACGUCUCCUCUGAGGAUGUGAACGCCAUCACCUGCCCAGUCUGCCGGGCCCCGACCAGCUGGCCUUCCCGCAAGGGCCUGCCUGGCCUUCCCACCCGCAAUGACCUGCUGGAGCAAGUCUCGUCAGGGCCUGUGCCCCCUGGCUCUGUGCGCUUUGACCGUCGCCGGGGCUUGCUCUAUCUGCCCGGUGGGCGCAAGAGUGGCACUCAAGUUGGGCCCAAGGUAGAGGCACCUCUCAACACCGUCAGCCUGAGCGUUGACGUUGGGAGGCCUGCCCCACGAAGGCCAAGCCACAUGCUGAACUUCUCCAGCUGGCCCUUCUAUGUAGCUCUCACAAUAGCACUGGUGGUUACAAUCGGCUUAAUCACCUGUGGCAUCUACAUCUUUCUGCUACCAUCUAUGUAUUCUGUUUCUUUGGGAGGGUAUCCACAAACAAACUACAGCUUGGGGCCUCAGGUAAACCACUCCUAUGUAACAACUACCCCUCCACCACGAGGAGUCUAAAAAGAAGAGAGAGGAGGGGCACCCAGCUUCCUGUCUUCCAUUUGCUGUCUAGUGAUUCUUGCCUCAUUCACAUAGAGGAUGCUGGGAGGAGAAUGGAACCAAACUAGGACUGGUGGAAUCAACUUCAUGUGGCGUCAACUGCACUAGCACUUUACCGCUGAGCUGCUAUAUGUGAGCUACCACAGAAAGUUCCCAUCACAGACAUAUAGGUGCAUACAGCCUAGAUUUAGUCCACCACUUAAUCAUCACUCUGUUACUUCAAGCACAGAGGUGAGAAAGUGAGCUCUUUCCAUUUCCCCAGUGCAUGGGUAAGAGAGGCUUCUAAUCCACUCUGGUCAUUGGGUUGGUCUACACUUGCAGCAGAAUGAGGUGGCAGAAGGGACUGCACCACUGUAGAUGAACGGAGGUCACAUUUUUAAUGUUCUUCUGUUUAAGUGAAUGAAAACCUCUCUCUGCAAUGGAAAAAUAGCACAGCAGGGCAUGGGUUGGGGUAGACUCUUGUCUCCCACAAGUUUUUUUUUUUUUUUUUAAUUUAAAGCAACUUGCAGGAAGUGGCCACAGUCUUGGUAGAUGGGAGAGGAAUCACAAAUGGAUACCCACACCUGCAGUCUAAGGUGGUACGGUCCACCCCACCACUUCAUUCUGCAUCAUGCAUAGAUCAGGCCAGUGUGAGUUCAGAUCCAAAGGGUGAUAUUUUCUCAGAAUUCAUUGGCUUAUAUAUAGCACAGCGAGCUGCACACCCAAGAGGGAUGCGAGUUUGCUGGCUACAUGGGACUAGUCACUCCAUUCGUGUUUCUAGUACAGGCAGAAGAGGCUCCAUGCGAAUGAUGUUGUGCAUCAUAACUGCUGCACCCAACUACCUCUAACAUGUAAGAGGAUGAGAUCUUGCAUGUGAUGAAAGCUUACAUGCCUUUAGCUCUCCUUUUCACCACUGCUUCUAAGUGGUGAUGUAAGCUUGCACGCUUUUAACAGAUCAGUGUAGAACAAUUAUCAGCCCCUUCUGGCUCUUGUACUCAGAAUCACUGGCAGAGUUGCUACUUUGUUUUUGUGGCAGCCUUUGUGUCUUGAAUAGCUGUAUGGUAGACAGAAAUUCAAAUAGCAAAGCUUUCUUAGCACAGAGAAGCAGAAAUGUGUUACAGGCGUCACCAGUUGAAUUUCUGCCUGUCAUACAGCUGUUAAAGAUAGAAGAGUUCAGCUGCCAAAAAGGCAAAAGCAAAACAAGGAGUGACCCAAUGAACCAAUAAGGGCAAUCUGGUUUGGGCUUAGGGUGUCUGUUUCCAACACACAGCCAUAACUAUUUUUGUGUUAGGAUUGCCAACUGACCAGAAAAAAUGGCCUGCUGGGCUUGCUCUUGUGUCUUUAUCAGCCGUUUGAACUACAGCCGGUGACAUGAAAACCAUGGAGAUAAACAUAAAACAGUUGCUUUUUAUGUAACUAGUCCAACAUCAGUGGUGCCUCAUUCCUAAACAUUAUUCAGAGCCACCUCAUUGAACUAUCCUGCAUGGAGAUCAGCCCAGGAUGCAAAAAUCUUCUCUGUAUGGCUAGCACUUUGGAGCUCCAGAGUUGCAAGAGAGGGUUGACAACCUGGAGGCUGUGAAGGUCCUGGCACUUUAUAGGGGUGUGUCAUUGCCCCCAGAAACUUACUCUGCUUUCUGAGCCUGAUAUUUUCCACAUUUCCCCUGCAAUCCUUCAACACAUUUUUUAAGAAAUGUGUCAUAGAAUUUGUUAAUAACGUUAUUGAUCAUUGCUGCCAAUAGUAUUGGACAAAAAAAUUCCCCAGAUUUCCUCAUUUUUGUCUUUGUAUUUCUUUCUGUCCCCAAAUAAAUAUUUUUCCAGAACAUUAUUA